AUGGAGAGGGUCAAACAGUUUAUCAACUUGCCUUUUACUUACCACCUGUUUUUCGGUCAUCUGCUGAGAUUGUUUCUGAUCUUGUACGCUGAUUAUCACGACCAACAUUUCGAUGUGCCGUACACCGAUGUCGACUAUAAAGUGUUCACUGACGCCGCGAGACACGUCCUCAAAGGGGAGUCUCCGUACAAACGUCAUACAUACCGCUACAGCCCGGUCAUCGCCUAUCUGCUGCUGCCAAACAUCGUUAUCGGCAGGAACUUUGGGAAACUAUUGUUCUCUACCUUCGACGUUCUGGUCACCAUCGCAAUCAAGAGCUUAGUGGAACAUCAGUUGGGCGGUCCCGCGGACAGACAAAUAUCGAGAAUAUCAAUGUAUUGCGCUUUGUUCUGGCUCUAUAACCCUAUGAGUAUAGCUAUUUCUACACGUGGCAACGCGGACACUGUGCCUUGCUUUUUCAUAAUACUAUCAGUACUCUUCUUGCAAACGAAUGUAGUCAGAGGAAUGAAGAAGUACGCUCUCUCGGGCAUUCUCCUCGGUAUCGCUAUACAUCUACGUCUUUAUCCUCUAGUCUUCAGCUUCCCCAUGUAUCUUUCUUUGGGAGAUUAUAAGAUCAACCGCCGAACAAGCAUGUCAGACGGGCUGUUAGCGUUAAUUCCGAACAAAAAGCAAAUUACGUUAGCACUAACAUGCGUUUUAACUCUGUUUACAAUCACGCACGCUAUGUACUUAUUGUAUCAAUACGAGUUUCUUUUCGAGACUUAUAUUUAUCAUCUAUUCAGAAAGGACACGCGGCACAACUUCUCGGUAUUAUUCUACUAUUCGUAUUUGACAAUGGAUCAACUCGCCUUCGAUAUGGUUAAAACGAUUUCUCAAGUUUUGGAAUUCAUCAUCUUGUUCGUAAUAAGCUUGGCGUUUGGCGAACCACAAACGUUGACUUUCGCUAUGUUCUGUCAGGCGGUUGUGCUCGUAGCGUUCAAUAGCGUGAUGACUUCGCAGUAUUUCGUAUGGUUCCUCUCGCUUCUACCGCUAGUGGUACAUAACCUCAAAAUAAAACCGGCCAUCGCUUUGGUUUUGGCGGUAAUCUGGCUAGCGACGCAAGGCGCAUGGCUGUUCUAUGCGUAUCUUCUUGAAUUCAAAUCUCGAGAGGUUUUCAUACUAAUUUGGCUGAAAAGCAUAUUAUUCUUCUGCGCAAAUAUUUACGUCCUAGGGCAGCUUAUAAAAAAUUACUGCCCCGGCUACGGCUUCGGACAAUUGAAAAUGGUCUUAAAAAAAACUAAGUAGGUAGGUUUUUAGUUUACAAAUUGUGUUGUAGAUAGAGUAGGUAGUGUAUAGAAUUUGAACUUUGGUCAUGAAAUAAAAUAUUCAAAAAAACGUU
Molecule: messenger RNA, 1378 nt
Organism: Pectinophora gossypiella (pink bollworm)
Lineage: Eukaryota; Metazoa; Arthropoda; Insecta; Lepidoptera; Gelechiidae
Gene: PIG-M
Product: GPI mannosyltransferase 1
Exons: 1
Coding region: 1-1284 (427 amino acids)
Biological process (GO): GPI anchor biosynthetic process
Cellular component (GO): membrane; glycosylphosphatidylinositol-mannosyltransferase I complex
Molecular function (GO): alpha-1,4-mannosyltransferase activity; GPI mannosyltransferase activity
Source: RefSeq, a predicted model, not a curated record